Messenger RNA from Artibeus jamaicensis (Jamaican fruit-eating bat), 2803 nucleotides. It is a transcript of the gene LDLRAP1, whose product is annotated as low density lipoprotein receptor adaptor protein 1. The record is from RefSeq and is a predicted model, not a curated record. Bases 1 to 924 code for a protein of 307 amino acids. Gene Ontology annotation, cellular component: early endosome. Lineage: Eukaryota; Metazoa; Chordata; Mammalia; Chiroptera; Phyllostomidae. The transcript is spliced from 9 exons.
AUGGACGCGCUCAAGUCCGCAGGGAGGGCGCUGAUCCGAAGCCCCAGCCUCGCCAAGCAGAGCUGGGGGGGCGGCGGCCGGCACCGCAAGCUGCCUGAGAACUGGACAGACACUCGGGAGACAUUGCUUGAGGGGAUGAUCUUCAGCCUCAAGUACCUGGGCAUGACGCUGGUGGAGCAGCCCAAGGGCGAGGAGAUGUCGGCAGCCGCUGUCAAGAGGAUCGUGGCCACGGCCAAGGCCAGCGGGAAGAAGCUGCAGAAGGUGACUCUCAAGGUGUCUCCACGGGGGAUUAUCCUGACCGACGGCAUCACCAACCAGCUCAUUGAGAACGUGUCCAUUUACAGGAUCUCCUACUGCACAGCAGACAAGAUGCACGGCAAGGUGUUUGCUUACAUCGCCCAGAGCCAGCACAGCGAGAAUCUUGAAUGCCACGCCUUCCUCUGCACCAAGCGGAAAGUGGCUCAGGCUGUCACCCUCACGGUAGCUCAGGCCUUCAAAGUUGCCUUUGAGUUUUGGCAGGUGUCCAAGGAAGAGAAGGAGAAGAGGGAGAAAGCCAGCCAAGAGGGAGGGGACGUCCUGGGCGGGGGCCGCUGCGACAGCACCCCCUCGUUGAAGAACUUGGUCGCCACCGGGAACCUAUUGGACUUGGAAGAGAAGGCCCCGCUCUCCACAGUCAGCGCCAAUACCACUAAUAUGGACGAGGCGCCGAGGGCUCCAGCCUUGAACAACAGCAGUGUUGUCUGGGAGCUGGAUGACGACCUGGAUGAAGCAUUUUCAAGGCUUGCCCAGUCUCGGACGAACCCUCAGGUCCUGGACACUGGACUGACCGCACAGGACAUCCAUUACGCCCAGUGCCUCUCACCUGUCGACUGGGACAAACCUGACAGCAGCGGCGCUGAGCAGGAGGACCUCUUCAGCUUCUGAGCACCCAGAGCUGGCGGGACAUGUGACCAAAGCCACCUAUGGUUGGGAUGGGACACCCCCGGCCACCCUUUUCCAGUGGGCAGCACUGUCAGCCUGCAGACCAAAGCUGCAUCCAGUUGAGCAAAGGGAAGGAGAAACUUUUUUUUAACCCUACUCUUUCUCUAAGAACUGAAGGAUGCCUUGAAUAUUUAUUCAGUGACUUCUGGUUCGACUCGGAAGCAAGUUUUGUGUCAGGCAGGAGCACAGCGUCAUAACCAGCUUCCUGCCAUCUCUUAGGCGAGCUCCACCCUGCUGUGGGUGUCUGGACGAUGACCAAAGCCUUUCUUGCCCCUUUUCUCUAAGGACCCAGUUUCCCUGGAGGCGUCCCUGCUCCUCAGUGAAGGUGGUCGGAGCAUUCAUUCCCAUCACCUUUUGAGCAGGGGGGCGCAUCGUAGCCUCGGAGAGGGCUGCAGCCUCCAGCUCAUCUGUGGCAGGGGCCCAGCAGGCCUGGACUUCAGCCUCUGGCCCCGGGGCCCUCAGAGGCAGGGGGCAGCCCCUGACCAAAGACGACACACAGCUGGCACUUUAAAGCACACACAGUGGGUGUGGCUCCUGGGGGCUGCUCCAUGGUGCUGCAUGCAAAGAGCUUCCCAGCUGCCCUUCCACAAGAAGGGGUCCAAAGUCCUGAAGGGUGGUCCUGUCAGCGCUCCAAACAGUGUGACUGGCUGCCCACAGACCCCCAGAGUGUGACCGCAACAGUGGUGAUCACCUGUGUAUGACUGCCCUCCAUCGGGUCCCCCACCCCCCUUCUCCCCCAGCGGUGAGCUGUGCUCACUCAUCCGUGUGUCUGCAUGUCCCGCGUGUGUCCCUGAGUCCAACUCCCCUACUUCCUGGGGGAAUGUGUGAAACCUCAUGCCCAGAUCUGGGGAAGAAUAUUUUGUUGCCUUUUUACGGUUGAGAAAACAGGCCACCAGCGUGGAAGGGGUCGAGUCUAGAGCAGAGCCCAGGCCCGAUGCCAAAGCCGCCUUCUCACCUGUGCCUCACACAGUUCACACCUCCUUUUCUCUAGCUUUGUCGUCCUCUCAGAAACCAAAAACCCCAGCUAUUUUCUGACCAAAGUGUGUUUUGUAACAAGCCAUCUGGUGCCUUUCUACAGAAGGGGCGUGAGCCUCCGCGCCCUGCUAGCUCUCUGGUUGCUGUUGAUUUCCGUGAAGAUGGAAGUGUUUGAAGUCUGUUAAUUCGUAGAGUUAAACAAAACCAAACUCUAAGCAUCCUGACAUUCCGACCCUGGGUCGGGACACACAGGCAGCGGUCUGUUUUCAGGGUCUUCCUUCUUGCCUCCCUGUUCAUCCCCACAGGGCUGCCCGCAGCCUGGAGCGCAGCCCACAGCCUCCAGGCCUGGCUUUGCUGGCCUUGAGUACAUUAGUGCUUGUAGCUGGAGCAGGUCUCACCAUCCCAGGGAUAACACGCACCGCUCCUUAGACUCGACUUGUUUAAGCACUUGAACCGAAACACAAAGACAGAAGUGCCUGGGUGCAGAGCGGGGUGGGAUUUGUGGGGUCUGGACCACAGUAUAGGCAUAACUUCCUUUCCUUGCCCAGCUCCUGCACCCCCGCUGCCCUUCCCAGACCUUGGUGUCGGCCCCCAUGUUUGUCACCAGGCAGUAAGGGUCAGUCCUGACACACUGUCCUUGACACCAGGGCCCAGGAGCUCCAGAAAGGGCCAGGCCAUGUUGUGUGAGCGGGACUGGCCUUCGCUCUGGUCUCUGGCCACCAGCGGUCAUGUGUUCCCUGUAGGUCUACAGAUAAGUUGUGCUUUUGUGUGUUGUAAAGGAAUUUCGAGCGAGGAAAAGAACAAGUAAUAAACGUCCUCUUUCUGAAACACUAAGUGUUUGGAUGGA